This is a messenger RNA of Aspergillus affinis, 2520 nucleotides long. RefSeq names its product serine/threonine protein kinase CLA4. Gene Ontology annotation, cellular component: cytoplasm. The coding region runs from base 1 to 2520 and encodes 839 amino acids. NCBI's taxonomy places the organism in Eukaryota, Fungi, Ascomycota, Eurotiomycetes, Eurotiales, Aspergillaceae. The transcript is spliced from 3 exons. The record is from RefSeq and is a predicted model, not a curated record. Gene Ontology annotation, biological process: intracellular signal transduction; actin filament organization; protein phosphorylation. Gene Ontology annotation, molecular function: protein serine/threonine kinase activity; ATP binding.
AUGUAUUCUCCUGACCAGUUCAUGAACCCCGGACCGGCUCCCCGCCCGCCCGCCGACCGUCCGAAGUUGAAUCUCCCGGCUCAGUCGACGGCCGCCUCGUUCGGCCAGAUGAGUCUGAACUCCCCGAGCACCCCCGGUUCCGCCAACCUGUCUCUCUUCCCAAAUACCAGCUCGCCCGCGCUCUCGCACACCAAGACCAAUCAGUCGCUGCAGGGCGGGGUCUCCGUCGUCAAAGAGGGCUAUGUUCGCUCCAAAGAGGACAAGUUCCUGGCCACCUGGAACCAGCGCUACCUGAUUCUGAGGGAGUUUCGCCUGGACUUUUUGAAGAAUGAGACCGGCAAAGUCGUCCUGUCCAUCCCGCUCACCACCGUCACCGGCGUCUCGCGCUCGGAAGACACCCGCAUGGCCUUCGAGAUUGUUCGCCUGGCUAAUCCCAAGGAUGCUACCUCCAAAUCCGCUUUGAUCACUCGCGACGUGCCCACCAAGAGUAUCACCUGCGAGGUGAAGAGUGACGACGAGAUCUACGACUGGAUCGAUAAGAUCUACGAGCGCUGCCCCGGCAUGGGAGGCGUCAGCAACCCGACCAAUUUCAGCCACCGCGUUCAUGUGGGCUUUGAUCCCCAGACGGGCGCUUUCGUGGGCUUGCCGCCGGAGUGGGAGAAACUCCUGACGGCAUCGGCCAUCACCAAGGAGGAUUACAAGAAGAAUCCGCAAGCCGUCAUCGAGGUGCUGGAGUUCUACUCCGACAUCAAAAUGCGCGAGCAAGACCCUCAGUAUUACGGGGGCAUGGUUUCUUCGUCGCCCUCGAACCAGUCGAAACCUUACAGCAACAGUUCCGUGGGCAGCUCCAUUGCGCCCCCGCGACCACCUCCGCCCGCGCCCUCGCAGCGGCUGGACAGUGGACCCUCGAGUCGCGCUUCUCCCCUCGGGUCCCAUGGCAAGCCCGAGUCGGACCGGGCGCUGGAGCAGCAGCAACAGCUAGAGAGAAUGAAGGAGAUGGCAGAUCAGGAGCGCCGCCGCGUGGAGGACGAUGCUCGACGGGCUCGCGCACGCGAAGACGAGCAAAACCGACUCGACCAGGAGGCAUAUAAUGCCUCUCUCCCCAAGACCCGUGUUCCGAUGGCCAAGCAGGAGCUGGGCGGUUAUGGUGGCUCCGAGCAGUCGGUGAAUGAUCGUUAUAAGCCCAGCCGUCCAGCCCCGCAGGCUCCUGGUUCGACCCGGCCGCAAGAUCCUGCUCGCCAGCUGACGGCCCAACGUCCCGCACCGCCCCCUCCGACUGCUUCGGGCCAGGGUCAUCGACCUGGGGACUACGGAGCCCGGGCCCCCGGCUCUCGAUCGGACGAGAGCUCUCCCAGCUCGCGAUACCCUGCGCAUGAUCCGCGGUCUCAGAACCCGGCGGCGCGCGCUCCGGCUCAGGGCCCGCCUCCCACGAAACUGCCGGCCCCUGUGCAGCCCGUGAAGCCUCUGAAUAUCGCUAACAAGCAGGCGACCAAUAAAACAGCCGUGCCCGAUGGCGUUCGUCAGGCCGAGGCGGCCUUGACUAAGAAGCCGGAGCCUCGGAAGGAAGUCCGCAUGUCGAACAUGAGCGAAAAUGAGGUGAUGGAUCGACUUCGCUCGGUGGUGUCCAAGGACAACCCCAACGAGUCCUACAGCAAGCAGCGUAAGAUCGGUCAGGGUGCCUCGGGCUCCGUGUACGUUGCGCGGGUCAAGGAGCAUGCCGCCUCCCCCGUGGCACGCGAGAUGUAUCGGCAGUACGGACCCCGGUGUCAAGUGGCUAUUAAGCAGAUGGAUCUGCGCAGUCAACCUCGCAAGGAGUUGAUCGUCAACGAGAUUAUCGUCAUGAAGGACAGCCAGCAUGCGAAUAUUGUCAAUUUCCUGGAUUCCUUUUUGCAGGAGCAGAGCAAUGAACUCUGGGUUGUCAUGGAAUUCAUGGAGGGUGGUGCUUUGACGGAUGUCAUUGACAACAACCCGGUGAUUCAGGAAGACCAGAUUGCCACGAUAUGUGCAGAGACCUGCCAGGGAUUGGCUCACCUGCAUAGCCAGAACAUUAUUCAUCGUGACAUCAAGAGUGACAACGUCCUCUUAGACCGCGCCGGCCAUGUGAAGAUCACCGAUUUUGGUUUCUGUGCCAAGCUUACCGAGUCGAAGAGCAAGCGAGCCACGAUGGUUGGUACUCCGUACUGGAUGGCCCCUGAAGUGGUCAAGCAGAAGGAAUACGGACCCAAGGUCGACUGCUGGUCUUUGGGAAUCAUGGCCAUCGAAAUGAUCGAAUCAGAGCCGCCAUACCUGAACGAAGAACCGCUGAAAGCCUUGUACCUCAUCGCGACCAACGGUACCCCUCGCUUGAAGAAGCCCGAAAAGUUGAGCAAGGAGCUCAAAUCCUUCCUGAGUGUCUGUCUCUGUGUUGAUGUCCGCAGCCGUGCGACGGCCGACGAAUUAUUGGCCCAUGAGUUCUUGAAGUCGGGUUGCAGCCUUGCUAGCCUGGCCGAAUUGCUCCGCUGGAAGAAGAACAGUCAGUAA